GACGUCAUAUUGUAGUCCAUUUGACCUCCGAUGCCGGGGAAUCCAUUUGCAGUUUGUUAGCUAAGCUGCUGAAAGUUGUGUAAGAAGGAAAACAAAAGGACAUCCCUCCCAGAAGGACUGGUUGUUUAGCAUUGUUAAGAGGGUCUCUCCUCACACAUCAACCCCGCCACAGCUCCUAAUUCAGAAUUAUCAUUCGGCAAAAAUGUUUUCGCUGUCAACAUCGUUUCAGCCACAGCAGAUGAUAGUGCCCCUCAGCCAACUCAUCAAUGCCCUCCACUCCCUGAAGAACUCAGCCACAGCUUCAGUCCAGACGCUGCACAAAGACUUCUUUCCAGAGCACAGUUCGUAUCUUAAAGAGCCCAGUGUGAGCCUGAGGGAUCUGGGGCUCUCCGAGAUCCGGGUGAGUCAGCUGGAUGAGCUGGUCCGCAGGUUAUUGCCUGUGUCCGGACCAGAGGAACCUCCUGCCGGUUCCUCCAUAUGGAGGUCGAGUCACGUUUCUGCCGACAGCUUCUUUCACAACAAACAUGGGUUUUCACAGAGAAGGAUGGGAGUUUUUGGCUCCCAUAUUUUCCACAGACAAUACCACAGUCCUCUAAGAGAAGCCUGCUCAGAGCUACAAUCAUUGCCUGUAUGGGUCCAGAAUCGGGGCUUCAAGACUCUUCAAUCAAGGACCAGACGAACAGAGUCUGGUUACGACGGUCCGGUGGAGUCGGAGGCCUACACGCCGUCCUUCAUGAAGGGAUUUCUUCAGAGGGAAAAGGUCCCAGAAGCACAAUCACUGGACGAACUGACAAAACAAAAGAACGUUCCCGUUAACCAGCAGGAAGCUUUCAAGACGGGUUUCACCGAGGGCUUCAUGAGGUCUCAGGCCUUCACUCAGAGAACACAAGACUCUCUGAGGAGAACCAGGUUGAUCCUAUUGGUCCUUCUACUUAUUGGUAUUUAUGGAUUAUCAAGAUCCCCGUUUUUGUCGGGUAAAGGCUCCUUUUCUGAUGCUGUGAGGUUCCGCACCACAUCUGGUCUUGACUCAGCAGUCGACCCCGUCCAGGUGAAGAAUGUGACAUUCGAGAACGUCAAAGGCGUCGAGGAGGCAAAGAAUGAAUUGCAAGAAGUUGUCGACUUUCUCAAGAACCCCCAAAAAUUUACUGUUCUGGGCGGAAAACUGCCGAAAGGGAUCCUCCUGGUCGGCCCACCAGGAACAGGAAAGACUUUGUUGGCCCGGGCCGUGGCUGGAGAGGCCGACGUGCCUUUCUACUACGCCUCCGGAUCGGAGUUUGAUGAGAUGUUUGUGGGCGUCGGUGCGAGUCGAAUCAGGAACCUCUUCAAAGAGGCCAAAGCCAACGCUCCCUGUGUCAUCUUCAUCGACGAGCUGGACAGCGUCGGUGGGAAGAGAAUAGAGUCUCCCAUGCAUCCCUAUUCGAGACAAACCAUCAACCAGCUGCUGGCUGAAAUGGAUGGGUUCAAACCAAAUGAAGGUGUCAUCGUUAUUGGCGCUACGAACUUUGCAGAGGCUCUGGAUAGCGCUCUUGUGAGGCCCGGAAGGUUCGACAUGCAGGUCACUGUCCCUCGCCCCGACGUGAAAGGACGCACUGAGAUUCUCAAGUUGUACCUCUCCAAGAUCAAGAUGGACCCGGCCGUGGACGCGUCGAUUAUUGCCCGGGGCACAGUGGGCUUCACCGGGGCCGAGCUGGAGAACCUGGUCAACCAGGCCGCCCUGAAGGCCGCCAUGGAUGAGAAGGAGAUGGUCACGAUGAAGGACCUGGAGUUCGCUAAGGACAAGAUCAUCAUGGGCCCGGAGAGGAAGAGCGUUGAAAUCGACAAGAAGAAUAAGACCAUCACGGCCUACCACGAGUCCGGCCACGCCAUUGUUGCCUACUACACCAAAGAUGCAAUGCCCAUCAACAAGGCCACGAUCAUGCCCAGAGGCCCGUCUCUUGGCCAUGUGUCCCUGCUCCCCGAGAACGACCGCUGGAGUGAGACGCGAGCCCAGCUGCUGGCCCAGAUGGAUGUCAACAUGGGCGGCAGAGUGGCAGAGGAGCUCAUCUUUGGAGACGAGUACAUCACCACUGGAGCCUCCAGUGACUUUGACGGAGCCACCAAAAUAGCAAAAAUGAUGGUGACCAGGUUCGGCAUGAGUGACAAGCUUGGUGUGAUGACCUACGGUGACGUGACCAAGCAGAGCCCCGAGACGCAAGCCAUCAUCGAACAGGAAAUCCGGGUGCUGCUGAAUGACUCGUACGAACGUGCUAGACACAUCCUGAAGACUUACAGCAAAGAGCACAAGAAGCUGGCGGACGCCCUGCUGGCACACGAAACUCUGGAUGCCAAAGAGAUCCAGAUGGUGCUCGAGGGCAAAUCCCUGGACCAGCAGUUGAUUCAGUAGAGAUUUUAGACUCUUGUAUCAUGUAAAUAUGAAGCUGUGCAAAUAUGCACAGGCCCUCUGGGAGGCCUUGUAUUUCCUUUGUCUUUUUUUUCUCCAUUUCUUUCCUGUGUUUCCUGUAGAGAGCAUCUUUGGUUUCAGAUUUUAAACGCACUCAGUGUAACGGCGUGGACAUAAAUAUUCUACUAUAGUAGGACGUUUGAGGUGUCCUUCACUGUGUAGUAGUCGUUUUAUGCAUCAGUCAUGUUUGGUCUAAAACAAGGUUCUCAGGCAAAUGCUUUUGACAAAGAUCAUGUUUAAUCGAGAUGAAUGAUUUCAUGUAGAUCUCAUUUAAAGUUCGUACGGACCGGUGAGCACCGUAGGACCUUGAAGUACCUCCACCUGGUGUUCCAUGUGGCUGCAGCAGAGCACAGCUGAUGCCGCUGUUCACAUUAGCUUUCUCUCUGACUGACGUCUGAGAUGCAUCAAUUUGUUCUUAUUUAUUUAAGUGCCCAAAGGUUUUUCUUUUUCUCAAAUUAGUGAUAUGCCCUAUUUUAAGCUCACAUGUAGCGGAUCAAUUUUGGGAAAUGUAUAUAAACAUACGCGCUAUGUAUGUGUGUGAAAGGAUCGACUUUGUGCUUCACUUUGUUCCUUUUUGGAGCUGAAAUAAAGGUUACCUUUACUCGGG
Molecule: messenger RNA, 3047 nt
Organism: Gasterosteus aculeatus aculeatus (three-spined stickleback)
Lineage: Eukaryota; Metazoa; Chordata; Actinopteri; Perciformes; Gasterosteidae
Product: ATP-dependent zinc metalloprotease YME1L1
Biological process (GO): protein quality control for misfolded or incompletely synthesized proteins; mitochondrion organization
Cellular component (GO): mitochondrial inner membrane
Molecular function (GO): ATP hydrolysis activity; ATP-dependent peptidase activity; ATP binding
Source: RefSeq, a predicted model, not a curated record